AUGGCGGUGUCCAGAGGCGCCACGAGCGAUUCGGAUAGCAGCAGUAGCAGCGAUGCGGAGGUGCUGGCGCGGUGCCGCGAGGCGGCGAUGCCGGCCUGGGGCUUGGAGCAGCGCCCAAGUGGUCCGGAGAAACCUAGAGCUGAUGCUGCAAAUAACCAGCUACCAGACACCCAGCUGAGCCUCAGGCAUAAGGUGGAUGAGCACCAACAAGAUGGCAACGAGCUUCAGACUACCCCUGAAUUCCGAGCACAUAUAGCCAAGAAGCUGGGAGCCCUACUGGACAGCUCCAUUACCAUCUCAGAAAUAGAGAAGAAACCAGCAAAGGCCAAGAUUCAGAAAGCUGCCUCAGAGGAUGAUGGCUUCCGCCUUUUCUUCACGUCCAUCCCUGGUGGCCCUGAGAAGGAGCCUUCUCCCCAGCCCCGCCAGAAGCGACCACCCUCCAGCAGUGAGGACAGUGAUGAAGAGUGGCAGAGGUGCCAGGAGGCAGCUGUGUCAGCCUCUGACAUUCUCCAGGAGUCAGCCAUCCAUGGCCCUGUCAAGGUAGAAAAAGAAGCAAAGAAGCGGAAAAAGAAAGCCAAGGAGGAGACCAGCGCCAACUCUGCCAAAGCCACCACCCCAAAUGGGGAUCAGGUAUCACUUGGGAGCAAAAAGAAGAAAAGGAAGAAAAAGACAAAGACUAGUGAGGCUCCCCUAUCCCUGUCAGCAAAGAAUGCAGCAGCCAUGCUUGCAAACUGA
This is a messenger RNA of Orycteropus afer afer, 735 nucleotides long. It is a transcript of the gene CUNH12orf43, whose product is annotated as chromosome unknown C12orf43 homolog. Lineage: Eukaryota; Metazoa; Chordata; Mammalia; Tubulidentata; Orycteropodidae. The record is from RefSeq and is a predicted model, not a curated record. Bases 1 to 735 code for a protein of 244 amino acids. Gene Ontology annotation, biological process: negative regulation of Wnt signaling pathway; Spemann organizer formation; Wnt signaling pathway. The transcript is spliced from 6 exons.